CUCGCUCAUUCAGCUUAUUGGUCAAGUAUAGUUCGCGUGUGAAGAAGAAAACAGGAGUUUCCCAUUCAUUAAUUAAUCAAAUUUUAAUAAUUGUGAAAAAGUUGUGUUUAUUAUAACUAAGAUGGCGUUGUUACCAUACUUAUUGGAUUAUGAAAUUAGACCUAGACGGCUUCAGGAUCAGUUGUUUGGACUAGAUUUGGCGGACAACUUAAUCUCAGAUAUCAUUGAGCGUCCUAUGCGUCAUUAUCUAAGACCCUGGAGGAACCUAUCAGCAUUGCACCGCGAUGUUGGAUCUACAAUAAAAUCGGAUAAAGACAAAUUUCAACUAAAUUUGGACGUACAGCAUUUUUUGCCUGAUGAAAUAUCUGUGAAGAUCUCUGAUAACUACAUCAUUGUCGAAGGAAAGCAUGAAGAAAAGAAAGAUGAACAUGGCUACAUUUCACGUCAAUUCAAACGGAGAUACGCGUUACCCGAAGGUUGUAAUCCUGGAAUGGUACAGUCCAAGUUAUCCUCCGACGGAGUGUUAACAGUCACUGCCCCAAAAACAAGUGGUGAAAAAGAUGAACGAACCAUUCCAAUAACUCAUACCGGUCCGGUUCGAAGGAAGAUUGGUGGUGACGAUGAGGUCCAGAACGGUCCGGAAGAGGUCAAAUCUCCGCAGAAGAAAAAGAAGCGCUAGUGUAAUUUUAAAUAUUAUCAAUAAGUAAUUAUUCAAUUCUUAAGACUGAUUUUUUCAUUUAAUAAACCAUAAAAAGUA
Pieris rapae (cabbage white) is the source of this 757-nucleotide messenger RNA. RefSeq names its product protein lethal(2)essential for life. NCBI's taxonomy places the organism in Eukaryota, Metazoa, Arthropoda, Insecta, Lepidoptera, Pieridae. Gene Ontology annotation, molecular function: protein folding chaperone. Bases 122 to 679 code for a protein of 185 amino acids. The transcript has a single exon. The record is from RefSeq and is a predicted model, not a curated record. Gene Ontology annotation, biological process: protein refolding; response to heat.